Molecule: messenger RNA, 1927 nt
Organism: Colletotrichum scovillei
Lineage: Eukaryota; Fungi; Ascomycota; Sordariomycetes; Glomerellales; Glomerellaceae
Product: ribose-phosphate diphosphokinase
Exons: 5
Coding region: 997-1749 (250 amino acids)
Biological process (GO): purine nucleotide biosynthetic process; 5-phosphoribose 1-diphosphate biosynthetic process; ribonucleoside monophosphate biosynthetic process
Cellular component (GO): ribose phosphate diphosphokinase complex; cytoplasm
Molecular function (GO): magnesium ion binding; ribose phosphate diphosphokinase activity
Source: RefSeq, a predicted model, not a curated record
CCGCCAGUAAAGCAAGAGCCGAGGACGGAUCCAUGCCUUUCUCCACAUAAUGUUGACCUCUCAGGGAUUGCGGAACAACGCCGACAAAGCACUAGUUUUUUUUCGUACUUUUUUUCCCAAGCAGUCUACUCCGAUCCCAGCCGGUGCGAAUACUCAAGUGGACAGGCACACGAUAGACCCGACCCAGCCAUUACUCACGGUGAAAGCUGUUCACAGACUCUUUGCUCUUGCAACCCCACGUAAAAGGCAAUCCCGCUGUCUCACUCAACCGCAUAUCACCACCAAAAAGGCCUCCCAAAUCGACCUCGACCAUAGUGUGUGUGACACCACCACACCGACCGACCGAUAGCCAUACCCCUCCAUCGUGACCCCGCGCUGCGAUUCGAUUCGUCCAGACAAACCCGACCGUACCUUAGCCUGCCAAACCUCAGCAAGGUGCCGCAGCAACAGCAGCAACCCCUUUAUAGUCGGCCGAUUGCCCCUCCUCGAAAUCCUUCUUUCCCUUUUUUUCCCCUUGUCGUCACACAUCGACCGGCCUCAUGGGGGAUAUGGCAAACGACAUCAAGCUCCUCAAGGGCAGCAGCCAUGGGGAAUUGUCCGAGAAGGUCGCUCAGCGGUAUGAAUUCUCCGUGGCAUAGAGAAAUGGAGCAUGAAGUAGCGGUCGCUGACGUAGGGUUGCGAAUAUUGCAGACUGGGCAUUCCCCUUGCGAAGACCAUGAGGUAAGCUUUCGCCUGUCUCCAAGACCUGCCCUUCGGGCGCGGGCGCGACUUUCUUUGGAGAACAGUACAAUUGACCGCUUUUUGCGCCUUUACAGCUUGAACUACUCCAACCAAGAGACGAGGUUAGCGAACAAUCUCUUGAGCCCCGGCAGGCUCCGGUCGUUGAGUGGCCUGUAAAGCUGACUUCUCUACUGUGUCACCGUUGGCGAGAGCGUCCGCGAUGAGGAUGUCUUCAUCGUCCAGUCCAGCGAGCCCGGCAACAUCAAUGACGGACUGAUGGAGCUUCUCAUCAUGAUCCACGCCUGCAGAACCGCGUCUGCCCGCCGAAUCACCGCCGUCAUCCCUUGCUUCCCUUACGCUAGACAGGACAAGAAGGACAAGAGUCGUGCCCCGAUCAGCGCCAAGCUUGUCGCGAACAUGCUGCAGGUUUCCGGCUGCAACCACGUCAUCACGAUGGACCUUCACGCCUCGCAGAUCCAGGGAUUCUUCAAUAUCCCCGUCGACAACCUGUACGCCGAGCCGAGUGUCCUCCAGUGGAUCAGACAGAACAUGAACGUCGAGGACUGCGUCAUCGUCAGUCCCGACGCGGGCGGCGCCAAGCGUGCCACCGGUAUUGCCGAUCGCCUGGAGACCGGCUUCGCCCUCAUCCACAAGGAGCGCCCGCGCCCCAACGUUGUCGGCCGCAUGAUUCUCGUCGGAGACGUCACUGACAAGAUUGCCAUUCUGGUCGACGACAUGGCUGACACUUGCGGCACCCUCGCCAAGGCUGCGGAGACUCUCGAGACCGGCGGUGCGCGUGAAGUCAUCGCCAUCGUCACCCACGGCGUCCUCAGCGGUAAUGCCGUCGAGACGCUCAACAAGAGCUGCCUGUCCCGCGUCGUCGUCACCAACACGGUGCCCCUCGGCGACAAGAUUGAGCGCUGCCCCAAGCUGCGCGUCAUCGACAUCAGCCAGGUCCUGGGCGAGGCCAUCCGCCGCACCCACAACGGCGAGAGCGUCAGCUACCUCUUCAACCACGUUCCCGUCUAGAGAGGGGUUCCGUGAUGGAGGGUUUCGAGAGUUUUAAGUAGCAAGUCUAGCUAGCAGCAGCAGCAAUAGCCUCGAGGGUUUUCACAUGGCAUAUUGGGGGAGGGGUUUCCUUUUUCCAAAAUUAGGGUGGGCGUACGGUACAAACGGGCAUUUUGCGGGUUUCCUUUUUUAAAUCCGG